GGGCAGGCGUCCCUACCCGGCGCCUGCUCUCGCUUGACCCCCUGUGCCAGGACCCGGCGACCCGCGCACCUCAGCUCGGCUCCGGUGCCCGUGCCAGGGCCGCGUGCCAGGUCGGCCGGGCUGGGCGCAGGCGGGCGGAGGCGGGCAGGAAGCGCCGCGCAGAGCGAGCCGGGGACGCUGGGAGCCCGCGGGAGACGCCGGCUUCCGUUCCGCCGCCCCGCCGGGCCUGGGCAGCCAGGGUAAAGGCCUCGCUGGCUCGAUCGCCCUCGGGCCCCGGCUGCGCUGGGCCUGGGCGAGGGUGGGGUUGGGGGCUGGGCAAGUGCGGCUGGGAGUUCGCGUCCGGAACGAGGAGAGAGCUGGCGCGCCGGAUGGGAGCACGCCUCCCCUCCACUCUGGUCCCCGAAGCCAUCUGGAAGUAGGAGAGCUGUGUGGUGGGAUCCAGUCCGGUGGGGGAGCCUUGGACCCGUGGGAACACCGUCCCUGAACUUUUCCUGCUGUGUUCCCUUCCUUUGCUUACUGCUGUCCUGCUCUGGCUGGCUCUGCUAAGCCGAUUGGGUCACGCAGCCACUUCACCCCAAAUGUGCCCUUCUCUUAAUUCCUGUUCUCAGCGAAGGAGGCCAGGCCCAAACGUGAGCUCACAACAGGGUAAAGGGCUCAGGAAAGACUUCCCAGGAGCAAGGACUUUGCCCAGGAUCCUUAGCUCAAUUUUUAAAUUUUCUUUUAUUUUUUUACAGUACUAGGGCUUGAACUCAAGGGAUUCACGCUUGGUAGGCAGUCACUCUACCACUUGAGCCACGCCACCAACUGAGUAGGAUCUUAAAGAUUGGGUGCAGCCUCAUUUCUCUAAUCCCACCCACUCAGGAGAGGAAGAUGGACAGGAGAGAAGUGGUGCUAAGUCCCCCAGGCUCUGACCUUCUUCAGGAUGAAGUGGGGCCACCAUUUGCCCAGGGCCUCUUGGAGCUCUGCUCUGGGAAGAACACUGCAGAUACCAGCUAAGCGGAUCCCCUUCCUGGUCCACUGGAGUUGGUUCCUUAAAGGGCAGAAUCCCCUUGGGCCCUCUAGGGCCCUAAUACGCCAACAUGGAAGCUCAAUGGACUGUGCUCCCCCACCAGGAAAGCAUGGACAGCUGUUCGGGAGCAUCUCUGCAGCUGAAGCUAUCCAGCAGCACCGCCGGAACCUAGCUGAGUGGUUCACUCGGCUGCCCAGAGAGGAGCGCCAGUUUGGCCCAACAUUUGCUCUAGACACGGUCCACGUUGACCCCGUGAUUCGCGAGAGCACCCUUGAUGAGCUGCUUCGCCCAUCUGCAGAGCUGGCCCUGGAGCAUGAACGGCCCCGGGCCAGGCUUCCCCCACUGGCUCUGUCUCAGCUCUUUGACCCAGAUGCCUGUGGGCGCCGGGUGCAGACUGUGGUGCUAUAUGGGACAGUUGGCACAGGCAAGAGCACGUUGGUGCGCAAGAUGGUCCUGGACUGGUGUUAUGGACGGCUGCCUGCCUUUGAGCUGCUCAUCCCCUUCUCCUGCGAGGACUUGUCAUCCCUGGGCCCUGCCCCAGCCUCCUUGUCCCAACUUGUGGUCCAGCGCUACACACCCCUGAAGGAGGUUCUGCCCUUGAUGGCCAUUACCGGGUCCCGCCUGCUCUUUGUGCUCCAUGGCUUGGAGCGUCUCAACCUUGACUUCCGGCUGUCAGGUACAGGGCUUUGUAGUGACCCUAAUGAGCCGGGGGCACCAGCUGCCAUCAUUGUCAACCUGCUGCGCAAAUACAUGCUGCCUGAGGCCAGCAUUCUGGUGACCACCCGGCCCUCUGCCAUCAGCCGCAUCCCCAGCAAGUAUGUGGGUCGCUAUGGUGAGAUCUGUGGCUUCUCUGAUACCAACCUGCAGAAGCUCUACUUCCAGAUCCGUCUCAACCAGCCCGACUGUGGGUACAGCGCAGGGGGUGCCGGUGUCUCAGCCACACCAGCUCAUCAGGACAACCUGGUGCAGAUGCUCUCCCGAAACCUAGAGGGACACCACCAGAUUGCUGCCGCCUGCUUCCUGCCCUCCUAUUGCUGGCUGGUCUGUGCCACUUUGCACUUCCUGCUUGCCCCCACGCCUGCUGGCCAGACCCUCACAAGCAUCUAUACCAGCUUCCUGCGCCUCAACUUCAGUGGGGAAACCCUGGACAGCACCGACCCCUCCAAUUUAUCCCUGAUGGCAUAUGCAGCCCGAACCAUGGGCAAGUUGGCCUAUGAUGGGGUGUCCUCCCGCAAGACCUACUUCUCUGAAGAGGAUGUCCGUGGCUGCCUAGAGGCUGGCAUUAAGACAGAGGAGGAGUUUCAGCUGCUGCACAUCUUCCGCCGGGAUGCCCUGAGGUUUUUCCUGGCUCCAUGUGUGGAGCCAGGACACCUGGGUACCUUUGUGUUUACUGUGCCUGCCAUGCAAGAGUACCUGGCUGCCCUCUACAUUGUGCUGGGCUUGCGCAAGACCACCCUGCAGCGGGUGGGGAAGGAAGUGGCUGAGCUCGUAGGCCGCGUAGGAGAGGAUGUCACCCUAGUACUGGGCAUUGUGGCCAAGCUGUUGCCUCUGCGGAUUCUGCCUCUGCUCUUCAACUUGCUCAAGGUGGUCCCACAAGUGUUUGGGCGCAUGGUGGGUAAGAGCCGGAAAGCAGUCGCCCAGGCUAUGGUGCUGGAGAUGUUCCGAGAGGAGGACUACUACAAUGAUGAUGUUCUGGACCAAAUGGGUGCCAGCAUCCUGGGUGUGGAGGGCCCCCGGCGCCACCCAGAUGAACCCCCCGACGAUGAAGUCUUCGAACUCUUUCCUAUGUUCAUGGGGGGACUUCUUUCUGCCCACAACCGGGCUGUGCUGGCUCAGCUCGGUUGCCCCAUUAAGAACCUGGAUGCCUUGGAGAAUGCCCAGGCCAUUAAGAAGAAGCUGGGCAAGCUGGGCCGGCGGGUGCUGCCCCCCUCAGAGCUGUUUGACCACCUCUUCUUCCACUACGAGUUCCAGAACCAGCGCUUCUCUGCUGAGGUGCUCAGCUCUCUGCGCCAGCUCAACUUGGCCGGCGUGCGCAUGACACCCCUCAAGUGCACAGUGGUCGCAUCUGUACUGGACAGUGGUAGGCAUGCCCUGGAUGAGGUGAACUUGGCUUCCUGCCAGCUGGAUCCUGCUGGGCUGUGCACACUUAAGCCUGUGUUGCUGCGUGCCCGGAAACUGGGCUUGCAACUCAACAACCUGGGCCCUGAGGCCUGUGGGAACCUCCGAGACCUACUGCUGCAUGAUCAGUGCCAAAUCACCACCCUGCGGCUAUCCAACAACCCAUUGACAGAGGAGGGGGUUGCCCUGCUGGUGGAGGGGCUAGCAGGAAACACCUCGCUGACACACCUGUCCCUGCUACACACGGGCCUUGGGGACAAGGGGCUGGAGCUGCUGGCUGCCCAGCUGGACCGAAACAAGCAGCUGAAGGAGUUGAACGUGGCCUACAAUGGUGCUGGGGACACAGCAGCCCUGGCCUUGGCUAAGGCUGCCUGGGAACACCCUUCCCUGGAGCUGCUGCACCUCUACUUCAAUGAGCUGAGCUCAGAGGGCCGCCAGGUACUGCGGGACUUGGCAGGCACUGCUGAAGGUGGUGUGAGGGUUGUGGCGUCGCUGACAGAGGGGGCUGCGGUGUCCGAGUACUGGUCGAUGAUCCUCAAUGAAGUCCAGCGGAACCUCAACAGCUGGGAUUGGGCUCGGGUCCGGCGCCACCUCGAGCUGCUGCUGCGGGAUCUGGAAGAUAGCCGCUGUGCCACCCUUAACCCUUGGCGCAAAGCCCAGCUGCUACGAGUAGAGAGUGAGGUCAAGGCCCUCCUAGAGCAUCUGGGAGGCUCUGGAAGCUGAGACAGUGGCAGCUGAAACAUCAUUGUGGGACCAUUGGCCCCAAACCCGUUCUCUUUGUGCCCUCCUAGCUUACACUACUUCUCUCAGAAAGAUCCCUUCAGGGCUGGAGGCAAAGAAGUGGGCACGACUGUGUCAGUUAUCCCCCUGUGGCAAGUCCAACCAGGACUCCUAAGCCUGGAAUUUCCAGGGUCAUGCCUGGUGAAUUGCCAGGCCUGGUGGUGCACACCUGUAACCUCAGCACUUGGGAGGCUGAGGCAGGAGAAUUGUGAGUUCAAGGCCAGCCUGCUAUAUAGUGAGACCCUGUCUCCAAAAAAAAAAAAACAGAAAAAGCAAACCCACAACAACCCAAAACAGAUUGUGAUUCCUCUCCCUUUAUUACUAGGACUAAGGAUAUAGCACUUGAAUGGCCAAAUUGUCUUGUAGCACCACCAACCUUGCCUCCCUCUGCUUAGAACCUCCGAUUGUGCUACCAAGGGGCACACUUCUCACAUUUGCGAUGCCAGGGAUGUCACCAUCCCUGGAGGUCCCUGGAGGGCUUCCCCUUCUGCCUUAAACGCACCCAUGGACACUGAGGAUGCCCUCACUUGGUGCUUUCCCUUGCCCUCAUUUUCCCUGUCUGCACUGGUACUGAUGUUCCUAGGAGCAGGUACACCCAACCUGCUGCUAUUAAAAAGCUAUGUCUCUUCCACCUACUGUGGCCUCAUCGUCCUUGCCUGGUGCUUCUGAGAAAGGGUUGUUCUGGUUGAACUAUGGAAGUGGUUCCUGGGCACUGGACUCAGAGGCCCAUGCUUGUGAUAUUGGGAUGGAAUUGGUUCUGCUGGGCCACAGCCUUCCUCCCACCCUUCUCACACUUAAACCCCCUCCAGACUUGGAAAUACAGUGAUCUGCCUUUCUCUGUGCAGAGGGGCAAUUAGUUAGCUCCAAGAACUCUGGAGAAAGUUGAGGGGCAGGAAUGGGGACAGGAAGAACACACACACUUCCUAGAGGAUAAGACUCAUCACUGUUAACCAUUACCCAUUGUUUCCU
This is a messenger RNA of Castor canadensis (American beaver), 4876 nucleotides long. It is a transcript of the gene Nlrx1, whose product is annotated as NLR family member X1. The record is from RefSeq and is a predicted model, not a curated record. Lineage: Eukaryota; Metazoa; Chordata; Mammalia; Rodentia; Castoridae. Gene Ontology annotation, molecular function: protein binding.